CUGCUACGGAUGUCCGUGAAAGAAAAAUGGCAACGCCAUCUGAAUCCACCGCGGAGAAGCGCAGAUAUGUGGCCACCGACCGGCUUUCCGCUAAGAAGAGACGACUUAGUCAACAUGACCAGUCCGUUACUAAUGAAAUUCAAGAUGUGAACAGAAAACUUAGCAUUUUGGAUAGCAUCAAUAUAUUGCGAGCUCUACGCACACAGACUAAAGAGCAGGUAGCCGAAAUAUUCAGAUGCUCGAUGCAAAACAUAGAAGACAUUAACGACAGUAAAACAAUAAUUCAGCAUUCGUACCUACGCCAACAACAAAAUCGUAUAGCAAAAUAUCUAAUAGUCGAUCCAGCGGAUCAAAAAAAAUUUGAGCACCUGAACAACGUCAUGUAUGGCCACCUGCAGCACAUGCGAACAGUGGAUAAUUUUCUAGAUGGGAUGUCAGAUGAUUUGUUUUUAGAAAAUGCAGCAAAAGUGAAUGCGUGUUUGGAUCUACAUUGCUUUGUGCCGAAUCUCAAAUGGCUCGAAAAUUUCAAAACAUUGUAUAAGUUUAAAUCGUUUGAUGAUUUUCCACUACCCAACGAUCAAAACAUGUUCCUUGACGAACAAUUCGAGUGGGCAGAAAUAAUAAGGGCUACAAAGGACAGGCAGUAUGAAAAAUAUGAACAUCCAUUGAGUAAAGAAAUCACCAGAGAUAUGAUAGAAAGUUUUCAAACCGCACACGUGGUUGAAUUGAUACAAACUGCAAUUGCUAAAUAUGUCGACAUUGUUCAACAGGAGCACAGUACAGAAAAUAUUACGUAUGUGCAAGCUGUACCGACUUGUGCAAUGCGACUGUGUGAAAUACUGGAUGUUCGAUUCAAACAAAUCUUAGAUUGGCUACGAAAGUAUCUAUCAUUUCUGAGACAAGGUGUGAAUACAAACCAAAAUGUAUAUUACGCUACGAUUACCGAUUUAGAUCUGUAUUACAUUGUUGACCUCUGUCUAACAGAGGAGGUAGCAGAAAAGAAGAACCAUUUACUUAAUUGGAGGAUGCACAGUCCAUCCCCCAACACAUCUAUCAGCAAAUCAGUACAAGAAUUGAAGUGUUCUACAAGGAGAGCUAUUGACGAAAUCGACGAUGACACUAUUCUUGUAAAACAAGAACCUUUAGAUAUUGACGAAGAUUUUGAAGAGCAAAAUAUUGUGACCUAUGAUGAAAUAAUUAAGGAGGAACCAUUGGAUAUGGAUGCUAGUCAAGAAAUACAAAAACAAAAUGAACCCACACUACCAGAGGUUGAUGAAUGUGCAACUGUCAAUAAAGACAGUGAUAAAAGCCAAAUAGACUGGAUCGAGUUUGAAGAGUUCAUAAAGGAAGAACCUACUUUCACCGACGUUAUUGCCGAUAACCCUUUGGUUAUCAACAGCCUCUCGGAGGUGCCAACAACCUCUUUCCCACGCACCAAUCAGUAUAGCAUAAUUUCCAGUGAGCAGGCAAACUCGCAUUUGCAGAAACUGAUUACUUAUGCCAAAAAAUCGGGACGACUAACAAUGUUAAAGUACCUGCAUUGUAUAGAAAAUGUACUAUAAGUCAGAAUUUUCAAUAAAAUCUCAUAGUUUAAUUCGAAAA
Molecule: messenger RNA, 1602 nt
Organism: Scaptodrosophila lebanonensis
Lineage: Eukaryota; Metazoa; Arthropoda; Insecta; Diptera; Drosophilidae
Exons: 3
Coding region: 27-1562 (511 amino acids)
Source: RefSeq, a predicted model, not a curated record